CUUUUUUUUUUUUUUUUUAGGUUAAUAAUGCUUGUAAGCCAGAGGUGAAAGUGGCUCAGCAGAGCAACGCUGGGAAGUCUGGCAGACUGGAAGAGAACGGCUGCCCUGCAGGGCAGCUGCCGAGCGUGAAGCAUGGAGGAGAGUAAGAACGAGAAGGUGAACCAGGCUCACGUUCUCUUCGACAGAUUUGUCCAGGCUUCAACGUGCAAGGGGACUCUCAAGGCUUUCCAGGAGCUCUGUGACUACCUAGAACUAAAGCCCAAGGACUACCGUUCUUUCUAUCACAAACUCAAGUCCAAGCUAAAUUAUUGGAAAGCCAAAGCCUUGUGGGCCAAAUUGGAUAAAAGGGGCAGCCAUAAGGACUAUAAGAAGGGGAAAGCAUGCGCCAACACGAAGUGUCUGAUAAUUGGGGCUGGACCCUGUGGCCUUCGUACAGCCAUCGACCUGUCAUUCCUGGGAGCCAAGGUGGUGGUCAUAGAAAAGAGGGAUGCCUUUUCCCGCAAUAAUGUUCUACAUUUGUGGCCAUUCACCAUACAUGACCUGAGGGGUCUUGGCGCCAAGAAGUUUUAUGGCAAAUUCUGUGCAGGAUCCAUAGACCAUAUCAGUAUCCGUCAACUCCAGCUUAUCCUUUUGAAGGUUGCCUUGAUCUUAGGAAUAGAAAUCCAUGUCAACGUGGAAUUUCAAGGGCUUGUUUACCCUCCGGAGGAUCAGGAAAAUGAAAGAAUAGGUUGGCGUGCAUUGGUCCAUCCAAAAACCCAUCCAGUAUCAGAGUAUGAAUUUGAAGUGAUCAUUGGAGGGGAUGGCAGAAGGAACACUUUAGAAGGGUUUCGCCGAAAAGAGUUCCGUGGUAAACUAGCAAUUGCUAUCACAGCAAACUUCAUCAAUCGUAACACCACAGCUGAAGCCAAAGUAGAAGAGAUCAGUGGUGUGGCUUUCAUAUUCAACCAGAAGUUCUUCCAGGAUCUACGAGAAGCCACCGGUAUUGAUUUAGAGAACAUCGUCUACUAUAAGGAUGAUACACACUACUUUGUCAUGACUGCCAAAAAACAGAGCUUGCUGGAUAAAGGCGUAAUACGACAUGAUUAUGCUGAUACGGAAUUAUUACUCUCACGGGAGAACGUGGACCAGGAAGCUUUGCUAAACUAUGCCAGAGAAGCAGCUGACUUUUCCACUAAUCAGCAGCUGCCAUCACUGGACUUCGCCAUCAACCACUACGGGCAGCCAGAUGUGGCAAUGUUUGACUUCACGUGCAUGUAUGCUUCAGAGAAUGCAGCACUGGUGCGGGAGCAGAACGGCCACCAGUUACUUGUGGCACUGGUUGGGGACAGUCUCUUGGAGCCAUUUUGGCCAAUGGGAACUGGAAUAGCGAGAGGAUUUUUAGCUGCAAUGGACUCUGCUUGGAUGGUACGAAGUUGGUCACUUGGAGCAAGUCCUUUGGAAGUUCUUGCAGAGAGGGAAAGCAUUUAUAGACUACUGCCUCAGACCACCCCUGAGAAUGUGAGUAAAAACUUCAGCCAUUAUAGCAUUGAUCCAGCCACUCGGUAUCCCAAUAUCAACGUCAACUUCUUGCGGCCACAGCAGGUACGCCACUUGUAUAAUACAGGAGAUUUGAAAGACAUACACCUAGAAAUAGAGAAUUUUGUGAACUCCAGGACACCAAAGCUGACUCGGAAUGAGUCUGUAGCUCGCUCUAGUAAAUUGCUCAGUUGGUGCCAGAGGCAGACAGAUGGGUAUGCUGGUGUAAAUGUGACAGAUCUCACGAUGUCAUGGAAAAGUGGCUUAGCUUUGUGUGCCAUUAUCCACAGAUACCGUCCAGACUUAAUAGACUUUGAUUCUUUGGAUGAACACAAUGUGGAGAAGAAUAACCAGCUGGCCUUUGACAUUGCUGAAAAAGAGUUUGGAAUAUCUCCCAUUAUGACUGGAAAGGAAAUGGCAUCUGUCGGGGAACCAGAUAAACUUUCAAUGGUGAUGUACCUCACGCAGUUCUAUGAGAUGUUCAAAGACACCAUCCCUUCUAGUGAUAGUGUGGAUCUGAAUGCAGAAGAAAAGGCCGCCCUAAUUGCCAGUACCAAAUCUCCAAUCUCUUUUCUCAGUAAACUGGGACAAAGUAUAUCUCGGAAACGCACUCCAAAGGACAAAAAAGAAAAGGAAUUGGAUGGUGCAGGAAAGAGGAGGAAAACCAGCCAAUCUGAGGAUGAGGACAUUCCUCGAAGCUACAGAGAAGAAAGACCUACAUUGGUGAGCGCCCUGACAGAGAGGAGAAUUGAUGCUGCCAUUGGGAAUCAGAACAAAGUCAAGUCCAUGGCAACCCAGCUACUGGCCAAGUUUGAGGAGAAUGCACCAGUACAAUCCUCAACAUUACGAAGACAGCAACCUGUCCUGCCUUAUCAAGAACGUGUUCACAAUCAACCAUCCAGCAGACGAGAGCAGGGCCGUCUAGCUCCUAUACCCCAGUGGAAACAGAUGAGGAGUAAGGAACGUUCUCGGACCUGCCCCAAAAAAGUGAUCAUGCUCUCUUCUUCCACUCCACCUUCCUCUCCACCGUAUCCCAGGCUGCAGAGAUACAGGGAUCCUGGUGCUGGAUAUCCUGGGGAGCAGAGUCCCAGACAGGAAAGGAGAUCUCCUCGUUUAUUUUCUGAUGACCAAGUGCCUGAGAAUGUUGAACAAAGGGCAUGUCAGCUGGCUGCCCUCCUGGAGCCCAGGCCUGCAGCGAGGCAUCAGCCUGAGACUGAACCGUCUCGCCGAUUCUUUGUUGACCAGUGGGAGCUCUCCCUUAGCCUCCGUUCUUCUAAUCGCCCUUCUUCACCUUCAUCUGACUCUCUUCGACAGAAGUAUAUAAAGAUGUACACAGGCGGAGUGAGCUCAUUGGCUGAGCAGAUAGCCAAUCAGCUUCAAAGGAAAGAGCAACCCAAAACCCUUCUAGACAAGAAGGAACUGGGUUCGCUCAAAAAGGAGUUUCCCCAGAACCUGGGAGGCAGUGAUGUCUGUUACUUCUGCCGCAAGCGAGUCUAUGUGAUGGAAAGGCUGAGUGCUGAAGGCAAAUUCUUCCACCGCAGUUGCUUCAAGUGUGAAUACUGUGCCACCACUCUGCGGUUGUCAUCUUACGCCUAUGAUAUUGAAGAUGGUAAAUUCUACUGUAAGCCCCACUACUGUUACCGACUCUCCGGUUAUGCUCAAAGGAAGAGGCCAGCAGUGUCAGGAAAGGACACCAAAGGACCUCUGCAGGACACCAUGGCAAGUGAUGGAAGUGGACGGGCAAAUUCCAUCUCCUCCUCAGCAGAGAGGGCCCCAGGUCCUAAUGUAAAUGGGCUGGAAGAGCCCAGCCUUGCUAAGCGGUUGCGUGGCACACCUGAGCGAAUUGAGCUGGAAAAUUACCGACUGUCACUGCAACGGGAAGAGGAACUGGAAGAGGUUCCUGAGGAGACACUAGCAGAACAUAACCUGAGCAGUGUGUUGGACAAAGGAGCAGAGGAGGAUGUGCCCAGCAGCAGUUCAGAGUCUGAGAUGGAGGAGGAAGAUGAAGACGAGGAUGAUGAACUGCUGCCUCAGCAACCCCCUUCAGACUUGGGAGGUGUGCCAUGGAAAGAGGCUGUGCGCAUCCAUGCCCUAUUGAAGGGGAAGAGUGAAGAAGAGAUUGAGGCCGAGGAAAAUCAUGAGUAUGAUGACAGAGAAGAAGACGAGGAGGAGGAGGAGGACGAUGAGGAAUAUGAAGAGGAGUCUAGCGAAGAGGGAGAGUAUUGCCCUUGGGAGAAAGAGCUGCAGCAAGGCCUCUGGCUUCAACGUCUCUCAAAUGAAGAGGACACGGGUACAUUUAAAGCUGGAAACCUUAGGCUGCAGCAGAUUGUAAAUCCGGUUGAUCCUCUGGAGAUUCUGGCAGAUGUGCACUGGACACACAUCCGUGAAAAAGAGGAGGAGGAAAAAAUGGUCCCAGCCUCAAAGUCCUCCACCUCCAGAGCGUCCGACCUUCCCUCCGUACGCCAUGAGGCGGUACAGGCGUGGCUGGAGACGGUCCCUGGAGCUUCGUGUGAAGAUAAUGGUGUGGAGGAUGAGCUGGGCACAGAGCCUGCGGACACUGAAGGGCAGGCGGGUGAAGAGGGAGACACGGGUGCAGAGCUGGAUGACGAUGACAUCCCAUCUGAUGCAGAAGCCGAGUUUCGCUUACAUCGAGGUAGCGCAGAAGAGCCAGGACUAAAAGUUUCUGAAGAUGAAGAAGGAGCAGAAGAUGCUUCUUGCAGCGUGACAGAAGAUCCAUGCAAGCCAUCCGCUCCUAACCAGUCAACUGAUGACAUUGUUCUUCCUCUGUCUCCAGCUGAUAGUCUCAAAGCAGAUCAAGCAGAGGAUGUAAAAGAUCCCCUGGCUGCAAUAAAAUCUCCAGAGGCACGCUUUUUCCCUGAGCUUUUCCUUCUCGAGGAAGGACCAAAGGAUGAAAUUCCCAAAGACAGAAAAGCUAAAAGCCCUUCUGUGCCACUUUCUCCGGUGUUAUCUCAGCCGGUUGCAUCACCAGAAACUACUGCACCUACAUCUCCAGCAGAAUCUCAGCCAGCAGCACCAAAAUUGGCUUCAUCUCCAACAUCUUCUCAAAAGCCUAUUUGUUCACAGCCUUUGCCUUCUGCCGAGACAUCCAUUCCAUCCCCAGUGGAGCCUCCAGUUUGUUUCCAGCCUGGCCCAGCCUUAACUUCUACACCUCUAGCUAAACUGGUCCUCGGGAACCAGGAUAGCGAGGUGGAGAAACUGGGGAGCCCUACCACUGCAGAAGAAGCUCUGAAACGUAGUAACCUUGUAGAAGAGUUCUGGAUGAAGAGUGCUGAAAUCCGGAGGAGCUUAGGACUCACCCCAGUAGACAGAAACAAACGUUCAGAAUCAAGCUUUCCUGUAUCUGCCCUUGAGACAACUCCUCUGAAGACUUUUAAUAGUGAGAGUGUCACAGGGGAUGAAAGGAUGCAUCUUGUGAAGCCACAGCCUGCUCCAAGAAGGCAAGGACUGUCCAAGUUAGAAAAUGAACAAAUUUCUCUGCUCACUCCAAAAUCUCCAUCAGAAAAAGAACUGAGGAGUUCCCAUGAAGUUAAGAGAGAUGUAUCCAGCAGUUCGGGACUUGGCCUUCAGGAAAGCUCAUCUAACAUGAGAACUUUGGCUAGCCAGAGCUUCAACACUUCUGACUCUACUAUGCUUACUCCUCCAUCAAGUCCCCCCCCACCACCUCCUCAAGAUGAAGAACCAGCUACUUUGCGUAGAAAAAGGUAUCAAGCACUUUGGCAGAAUGAAGUUGAAUCCAAGUCACCUCCAACACCAGCAUCAACACCUCCCGUUCCUCCACGCCAUGAGCCAACCUCUGCUGUCAAAGAACCAACGCAGGCCAAAAAAGAUGAUGUGCGAAAGUCUUUUGCAGAGAGUGUGGAUGAGAUUCCAUUUGCUGAUGAUGUGGAGGACACAUAUGAUGACAGGACAGAGGACUCAAGCCUUCAUGAGAAGUUCUUUACACCUCCUACCAGUAGGCCACGGCCAGAGAAACCACUUGUUUUGCCCUUGGUCAAGGAAAAUGGUGGCCCACCCCCUAUGGAGGGAGGGAUUAACCAAAAGAAGAGAGUUUUGCCUGAAAUUUCUGCAGAGGCCAAGGAGCUUGCUGAAGAAAGGAUGAGAGCCAGAGAAAAGUCUGUCAAGAGCCAAGCACUACGUGAUGCCAUGGCUAAACAGUUAUGUAAGAUGAAAGAUAUGGAGAUGGCUGCAGCUGCAGCUGCUGGAGCCACAAGGGCACGAAAGGCAUCUUCUAUGCCUUUGAAGACCAAAGAGUUGUUUCAUGACUCUCCAAAGCACUUGGCAUUGAAAAUAGCAGAGGGGUCCACACUAAAGCAUGAUGCUGCUAGUGAGAAGUUCUCCACUCCUGCUGCUGAUGUGGCUGGACCUGAAGGAUCUGUCACCUCUUCAGAAGGCUCCAGUGGGAAGAGUAAGAAAAGAACUUCUCUUUUCUCCCCUCGUAAGAACAAAAAGGAGAAGAAAUCCAAAAAUGACAGCAGGCUUUCUGACAAAUCUAGUGGUGGGACAGAGGAAGCAACGAAGUCCAGGUCAUUAUGGAAGUCUGUUUUUUCUGGGUAUAAGAAAGACAAGAAGAAGAAAGCUGAUGACAAAUCCUGCCCAAGUACUCCCUCAAGUAGUGCUACUGUGGACUCUGGCAAGCACAAAGCAUCUCCGUUGAUUACAGCUGCAGAUUUGCAGCUCCGUCGACACCUGAGUUUUUCAGAGGACUCUGACCUCUCCAGUGAUGAUGUUCUGGAACGCUCCUCCCAGAAAUCCAAGCGAGAGUCGAUUUAUGUACCACACGCCUUGGCAUUCAAGAGAUCAUAUUCGUCAAAGAGAGCCUACACAGAAGAGGAACUGAAUGCUAAGCUGACCCGACGAGUACAGAAAGCUGCCCGCAGACAAGCCAAGCAAGAAGAGCUCAAGAGGUUACAUAGAGCUCAGAUCAUCCAGCGGCAGCUUGAACAAGUGGAAGAGAAGCAGAGACAGCUAGAGGAGAGAGGGGUUGCUGUGGAGAAGGCCCUUCGAGGAGAAGCAGGCAUGGGAAAGAAGGAUGAUCCCAAGCUGAUGCAAGAAUGGUUCAAGCUGGUGCAGGAGAAGAAUGCCUUGGUUCGCUAUGAGUCCGAACUGAUGAUCUUCGCUCGGGAGCUAGAACUGGAAGACAGGCAGAGUCGAUUACAACAGGAACUCCGGGAGAGGAUGGCGGUGGAAGAUCAUCUGAAGACAGACGAGGAGCUCUCAGAGGAGAAGAGGAUCCUGAAUGAGAUGCUAGAAGUAGUAGAGCAGAGAGAUUCUCUCGUGGCUCUCCUUGAGGAGCAACGGCUUCGAGAAAAAGAGGAAGACAAGGACCUGGAGGCAGUCAUGCUCUCCAAAGGAUUUAGCUUGAACUGGUCCUGAGCUCGAUACAUUUACCUCUGCUGGUUUGUGUUCUCCAGUUGGCUUACCCUGAGUUCGCCAGAAUUACAUGGAUAGGAAGAUGUUGAAGGGGAAAUCUCCGAAGGGUCCGACAGCAUGCAGUGAUUCGGUUUGAAGCACUCAGAAGCCUUUUGAUAAGUGUGUUGGUUCCAGAAGCUUAAGUUUUACAUGUCUGCAAGCCAUGUUGAAGAUAAUGAGUUGAGUCUGUGGAGUCUCCUUGAAGUUCAGUACAAUUGACUGUAUUUUAUUUUUUGUUUGGUAGCAGGGAGAGGAAUAAUCCAUGUGUGGGGAAGGAGGUUAAGGGAAGAAGCACCUUAACUAACCUGGAUUUAUGGCGGUCCAUUCCUUUCCCAUUUUUACUACAACAGUCCUAAUAAAAGGGAGGGAAGUAACAACCCUCUCUGGAAAACCACAGCAGCCUGUAGCAACCUGUUUGGUGGAGUCAGCUAUUCAGGAGAGCUCCAGAAGCCCAGGGCAGCACCUUCUUUGCUUUAGUCUUCCUCCCCACCAAAGAAACUUACAGUUGGUUAUUAUGCAUGGAUAUGAAGAAAUAUGAAACAGAGAAGAUACUACUAGUUAUGCGUGAUGGAACUCUCUGCCUCACGGUUUAUAAAGAGAUUUGGGCAUCAGAAGACUUACUCCCUAUCACAGUCUCCUAAGUCUUUGUUGUUGGGGAAAAAGGGGAGAAGAAGAGACGGAAGAUGCCCUUCUGCUUUGCUACACACUGGAGAGACAGCUGCUGCUGGCCUUUAUCUUCUUGGCCACAGCUCAGAGGCUGAUGGGCUUCUUCGUUCUGUUUUUAUUGCGACUGUUUUGACACUGGAAAAACUGACUGUGGGACAGUGUUGAGUGUGCGCUGGGGCAGGGGUGUUACCAAGCAGCAUUCCCUGGCUGUUCAGCUCCUAAAAGGGAGAAGCCCUUAAGUGACUGAAACCACCAUUAAGACUUUUCAGUGUUUUUAUUUUUUCCUCUAUAUUUUGUUUUUGCACAUUGGAAACGAAGCUUAAGACCUGCCUGGGCCCUCAGUCACUUUGACCCUUUUAUGUCGAUUAACUUAUUUUUUUAAUACUUGAAAGAAAAUUCAUUUUUGUAUCUUUUAGGAAAAAAAAAAAAAAAUGGAUGAGUGAUAGGUGUGUGUGCCUGCUGCAUCCUACAACUUCCACUUCUAAAUUACUGGACGUUGUUACCUGUGGCUAUUUAUUAGUGUUCUUAUAAUAAUUUUAAUGUUACACAUAUUCAAGGGGGGAUGGGGGAGUGUUUUAACUCUAUCAGAGGAAGACACUACUGCGGAUUAGUCCCUCUUACAGAGCAAGGGCAGUCUUUAUGGACCCCACGGACGCAUCCUGCCCUAGCAAGAUUUCCUUUAUGAUAAAAUCCUGCACACUUGUGGAGUUGUAAGAAUCUAUUUUGUGUUCCUACCAUACUUUUCUUCUGCAUCCCAAAAAUCCCUCUGUUGGACUAAUAAACCUAUAAUUUAUUUAAAUUUAAAUUUUUUAUAAUGAGAAAGCCAAAAAUGUAAGGCAGAAAUAUCCCAUAUGUCCCUUUCUCACUGAAAGAGGGGACCUUCACACUCCUGAGAUAGAGGGACAACAAAACAAAAAUAGCACAUUUCCUGCUGCUUCCUGUUGGAAGAAGCUCCUUUUGGCUCAGCUGGUGAAGCUGCUGCUUUUAAGCUAGGAGGGUACUCACUAUAAUUGUAUGUUAAGUAAUGCGCAGGUCAUGCACUUAGCAAUUCAGCACCAUCCACUGUUUUACAGAUUCAGGAGCAUGCUGCAUCCUUAACUUGUUGCACAGAGCUGAAAUGGCACUGUGUGUUGGGUCUGUGUCCCAUCCUUAACGUAAUGUGUUAAGAAGUUGUUUUUAAUUCACUUUUGUUUUUCCCCUUGAGUUACUGCCUAUUUUCUUUUCAUGUGAAGGAAGUACUAAGCCUGCUCUCCAGUGUCUUUGGAAAGGUGUUCCUUUCCCAAGCAUAUUUAUACAGCAUGAUGGCUCUUUCAGCUUGAACGCACGCUGUUGGUGCAAGAUGCCCAAGCAGGGCUGAACAUCCUUUAAUUCUUUGUUCUAGGAUAAAUGGUUUCAUGCUGUUGACUCUCUGCCUCCUUCAAAGAGGCCAGCAAUCUAUAACGUGAGGUCACCUCUGAUGGAUGAACAUAUCUCAUGCUGAGGAAGAAUGGGUAGGAUGGUCUCCAAGGUCUGUGAGCAGGGCUGAUUGCUAACUACAGAAACUUGUUUUUUAUACUUCAGGAGUUUCCUCUUUUCCCCUCCUUACCAUUGUCAUUUAAGGCAUUACAAAUUAAACACAUGCUGUGAAACAAAGCAGGUAGGCAGCUUCAGUGCUACUUAGUAACUAUGCAUGUUAGAAAGUCAUACCCCUAUGCCACGCUCACUGGUCAAAAUUCUUGAGGAGUGUUGGCCUACUAACAGGAUUCAGUUAGCAGAUACUCCCUAUUUGCCAGUGCAGAGGCCAGCUGUAGGACUCAAACUGGUAAUGGUAGUAGGUUACAUAGUCUGCAUGAGGGGCCAGUGGAACCUGCAGAGGAGAAAAGAAAGAGACAACCUCAGUAGUUUACAGUAAACUGUCCUGCACACAGAGAGAAUAGGCCUCAGUCCCUUUUGUAGUGUAUAUGGACCAUAUUUAAUUUUUAACAAAAGAUCGCUGAAUGUGAGCUGUAUAAAGAAGACAUACCAGGUUAGUACCUAUCCCUUCUCAUGCUGGGGGACAUGGGCCAGAUUUUUUCACUGCCUGAGUCAUAUCACUUGAGGGUGUAAUGCCCUGCUGCAGGGGAGAAAUGCAUAUCCUAAUCCUAAAACUCUCUGAGUUGUGCUGAAGUCCUCCAGCACUUAGAAUGAAAGUGGAGACCUAACAUCGCACACACAAAUUAAUUGAAAGUACAUGAAAGGAAAUCUUAAAAGGCCUUUUUAUAUCAAAUGGUUUUAAAAGGCACAACUUGUAUUUGCUGUUCAGUUGCACUUUAAGAAUAUAACUUACAUACCAGAUACUGGGUUUUUUUACUGUCUGAAUAUUUUUAAUUCAAACUUUGUAUUUUUAAAGCUAAAGAAGGCUCUUGUGACCACAAGAUCCCUUAUUUGUAUGAGAAUCCAAGUAGGAUGUUCUAGCUCCUAGUGCUAUCCAGGUGCGAAGCAGCACUUGUCUCAGCCAUGUGUAUUCAAUGACGUGUGUCCGUCAUGCACAUGAAGGAAGUGCAAGGCCCUCAGCUUCUGAGAAUUAGGCAUGCAAAGGUAUCUGCCUGUAUGCCCCUAUGUGACAUUCCCCAUACCAGGGGCUGGCUCCUUCCUCCGUGUCGUGGGAGGAGCACAGAGCUCAGAACCUAACCCACCUUUGUUUCCAAAUGGGCACACUGAGGAUGUGGCAAGCACUUCAGUCCCCUAAGGGGAAAGGAGGAGGUGAUAUCACCUCCUGGAAACACCCAGGAAGCAAGUAGGGAUGGGGGAGUGAAGACUGCCAAAACACCCAAUCUGCUGUUUUCACAGUACAAAUACAUUAUUUUUUUUUUUCAACUGUUCUGUUCCUUUUACCGUCUUUUCAUUUAAGCUCACAAAUGGCUGUAAAAUCCUGAGCUUCAGAGAACUAUGCAUGGGGAGAUGACAAGAGCAUCUUUCAGCUCCAACUUCCAGACAUGCUCCUUUUUUUUCUUUCAGCUAACCAAAACCCCAUGGUCUCGCUAGGGCAUGAUACAAACUGCGUCGCUGAACAUAUUUUCAAGCAAACUACAAGUUUUAAAAGUCUGUGCUAUUCUCUGUCUCUGCAUUUUAUGUAAAUAUUUGUUUGUAUGUAAAGACACCAGUGGAUCCAUGGGUUACCCCUGCGGUCAAGAACCUGAGUUUGUGCAAUGCCUAGGCCUCUGUUAGAACACGGUGCUUGCAUAGAGCUAGUCACCACAUUUGUGUGCACUCUGGUGGUUUUUAAUAUUUUUAUACAUCCUAAUCCUGAACAUUAUGAAGUAUUAUAAGUGGUCUAGACUGCAUGAUCUAGAGCAGCCAGCAUUUCUAUUUUCUUAGCAGCUGUUCCUAAAAUUUUCACAGCUACACCUUGUUUGGUUAAUAUUCUUUUAAAAUGAGUUUUCAAUUAAAUGUUUACACCGAGCGCCAGCGGACUAGGAAGGUGUUGCAUUAUAAAAUCUCCUGAGUACAAACUGAAAAGCCACAAUAUGGCUGUAUUGGAAUUUAAAUCAUCAUUGUCUGCAAUAAAGAGAACUCUAAAGCAUACUAAUAACUAGCUUGUACAUAGUUGGUGGAGAGAGGUUGCCUGCUCUUGACUGUUGCAAAGUAACAGAGAUUAGAAGCUUUCCAAAAGCCUCUACUUUUGGAUUGCUCGCAGGACUGCUAUGACAGGGUAGCAGGCAGAUGAGGAUGUCACUGAAAGUAGGUGUGGAGGAUGCCAAGUUCUGAUGGCAUUGCAGUAAUUUAAAUAUUCUCUGUAUCUGUGCGUGCAUGCGUGCGUGUGUGUGAAGUCUGUUCCAGGUGAAGGGAUUUGCCUUGGCAUCUUCCCUUUUGAAUGAGAGUGAACUCUGAUAUUCAGAUUGUUCAAGGCUUUUAUGGUUGGCAUGUAUGGAGUGUUAACAGAAAAGCGUAUAUACCCUACUUGUUAAAAAAAAAACAACAAAAAACACCAAAACUGUUCCAGCCUCUUUUCUGUUUGGUUGUUUUAUCAUUUGUUUUUAUGCACACUUGCUUCGUUGGUGUUGAGAUUUUAGCACCUCAGAUGGCCAACUGAACUAAAAGAAAAAAAAGAAAAAAAAAAAUAAAGUCAUUAAUUAUUUUUUCUUUUUGUUCGUGGAGUUACCGUUUGUUUCCCAUGCAUCCACUCCCACAGCUGAUGAGGAAGCCAGGAACUGGAGGAAGGUGAUUUUGAGGUAAAAGGCCGGGUGUUCCAGGG
Messenger RNA from Phasianus colchicus (ring-necked pheasant), 11824 nucleotides. The record is from RefSeq and is a predicted model, not a curated record. Lineage: Eukaryota; Metazoa; Chordata; Aves; Galliformes; Phasianidae.